Molecule: messenger RNA, 1511 nt
Organism: Spathaspora passalidarum NRRL Y-27907
Lineage: Eukaryota; Fungi; Ascomycota; Pichiomycetes; Serinales; Debaryomycetaceae
Exons: 1
Coding region: 1-1449 (482 amino acids)
Source: RefSeq, a predicted model, not a curated record
AUGCUACAAACUUUAUUCCUUUGGUAUUUGUUAUUACAAAUGCUAGUUCCGGCUAAUGCAGCUACAACUACCUUGUCAGGACCAGUGACUGUCAGUCGUCCAUACACCAAUUUACCCAAGCCAACGGCAAAUUAUCCAACUCUGUGGAAUGGAAACAGUAUCUGUAGCUCCAGUCUUGGAGCGCUUUCCAAACAAAAUAAUGAACCAAAACUAAAGAUAUUUGAAUUUAAGUCUAUCAAGUGGAUCGAGGAUAAUUUCUAUGAAGUAAUGAUUGAAUUUGAAAUUGACAGUAAAGCUUACACAGAAUCUGAAUUGCGUGCAAUUUAUAUCUUUUCCCUACAAACUCCAAAUGACUAUCUUGGAAGUGUUGAACUUUUUGCUACCUCGUGGCAACAAAACCUUCUCGGCAAUUCUCCAUUCCAUUUCUAUUUUUCUUGGGUGAUGGAAGCCGAAAAUAUUAAUCAAUUAACUUGCACAACCCCAUUCCAAGUUUAUUAUGAUUGGGAUACUUAUUACGCUACUUAUCAACAUGGCUGUUUUUCUGAUCAAUUAACUGAUUUACCAGCUCAAUGUUGGAAUGCGAAAAACUUUGUUCAGGGUGUUUCUCAACUGGAUACUAAAACUAGUUCAGAAUCAAAGACAACACCCACUAAAGAAACUUCCAAAGUAGGAACUAAUACUAAUGUUGGAGCAUCAUCUGAACUGAAGUAUAAAAGUACAACAGAACAAGAAUCUAAAAGCACCACAAAACCAGGAAAUCAAUCCAUAAUUGAAACAAAAGUUCAAAUAAAUACUCAACAGCCAGUUGGAACUAGCAGUGAACACUCUCAUGUGAGCACUAGUAUGCAGAAUCCCAGCACUAGUGAUUCAAAAGCUCCAUCUAGCACCAAAAAUGAAAUUCAAACUACUUCAAAACCAGAACUUGGAAUUAGUCAUGACCUUGAAGAGGAAACUAUUAGUUUGCUGGCAAUCUCUAUUGAAACAGAAAUUAUCGAACAAGAAAUUUCUACUCCCGACUCAACUAUAUCAGAUACUGAAGAGAAGGAUACACCUACAGUUGAUGGCACAGCCACGCCCGUUAAUGAUGAAUCGACUAUAGAACCAAACUUUGAAAUCAUAACUACAGUCACAAGAACAACCACUACAUACGUUACAGCAACUGUGUGUAGUUCUGAUUGUCAACCAAGCAGCAAUGAUUCAGUUGCAAGCGAUGUAAACAUUAUUACUUCUGAUGAAGGAGCAUAUCCAACUUUAGUUGAAUCUGUCUAUACUUCAAUUACCUCAAAUAAUGCUUCUAAAACUAUGGCCGAUUAUAUACCUAUUCCUGGAAAUUCGACCAAUACACUUAAUGCCAACUCAGUUGAAAUGUUUGAAGGUUCCGCUUCUGCUAUAUCAACAAACUGCUUAUUAGUGGUUUUGUAUUUGUUUUCAAAUUUUAUAUUUGUUUAAUUAGUUUAUAUUAGAAGUAUUUGAAGCAUACUCAAACAUAUAUCUGCAUCUUAUGACACGUU